Xylona heveae TC161 is the source of this 4160-nucleotide messenger RNA. Its product is annotated as putative DNA mismatch repair protein Msh6. Gene Ontology annotation, biological process: mismatch repair. The record is from RefSeq and is a predicted model, not a curated record. Gene Ontology annotation, cellular component: MutSalpha complex; nucleus. The coding region runs from base 149 to 3862 and encodes 1237 amino acids. Lineage: Eukaryota; Fungi; Ascomycota; Xylonomycetes; Xylonales; Xylonaceae. The transcript has 8 exons. Gene Ontology annotation, molecular function: mismatched DNA binding; ATP binding; ATP-dependent DNA damage sensor activity.
UCCGCGUCCCACCUUCCCCGGUUCGCCGACGUCUUCGCUCCAGUUCCCAUAACCAUUACUCUCCGUAUACCUUUCAUUCUCUAGGAGCUGGCUCUUCUGCCUAUUGAACAACCCGUAUUCAUUUUGAUUUCACAUUGGCUGGCCCGCAAUGGCCCGAGGAAAGAGCUCCGGCGAUGCUCCUACUACCCCAAAUCCACCGUCUCUCAGGAAAUCUAGCUCUGCAUCGCAGCCCGCGAAGAACCAGCGAUCUAUUUUAGGAUUCUUCCAGAAAAAGAGCGACACCAGUCCUGCGGUGAAAGCGAGUGCUGUCGAAUCAGGGCUUCCCUCUUCUCCACUACAGCCUGCUUCCUCUCGGCGUUCUAAUGGGCAUUUUACAAAAAUCCCGGUGCCUAGUUCCGAUUCUAGCCAGAGUCUCACGCCAGCCCCUAGCAGCGAUGCACUUGAGAUGUCCAGCCCUCCGAGGCUGAGCACUCUUGAUGAGAAGCAGGAAGAUGAGGAAACUGGUCUGCCAUCACCGACGACACCAUCAGAAGCGAAAACCAAUGGGAAACCCGUGCAGAAUGGAGUUAAAGUUGGCGCUUCACUCGGCAGCCCUGGACGAAAGUCUCGGAAAUCAAUUAACUAUGCCGAAUCCGAUGACGAGUAUAGCGAUGAAGACGAGGUGUUCAAGCCCACGCGGGCAAACGCGACACGAUCUAGAAGCUCGAAAAGGAGAAAGCUGAGCUUGGAUGACUCCGAUGACGAGUUUGUACAGGACGCUGCCGUGGAUGAGGCCGACAUGGACGAUAUCGAGAAUUUCAUUGUGCCAGACGAUUCGGACGAGGAAAUUACGGGUCCCAAAAAGCGGAAAAGAGCAUCCACUGCCAAGGCCAGCAGGGUAUCACCUGCGCUGGCGGUUGAAGCUGAAGAUGAUGACGAAACUUUUGAUCAACCAUCCGCGUCAUCAGCACAACAAUGGACAUAUGAUCCUGAAAACCUUAAACCAUUAAACCCGCGCCCGGUAAAUACGGCAGGCACAAGGCCGAACGCGAUUGCAAACAAGAAACAUAAAGAGAAGGCGCAUACGACCGAGCCGGAGCAGCGUUAUCCGUGGUUGGCAAAUAUCACAGAUGCAGACAGAAACCCUCCAUCCCAUCCAGACUAUGAUCCUCGAACUAUCUAUAUUCCUCCUCUGGCCUGGGCGAAAUUUUCGCCUUUUGAGAAGCAGUAUUGGGAAAUCAAACAGAAAUUCUGGGACACCAUUGUGUUCUUCAAGAAGGGCAAGUUCUACGAACUCUAUGAGAACGACGCAACAGUUGGCCAUCAGCUCUUUGAUCUGAAACUGACCGAUAGAGUCAAUAUGCGCAUGGUUGGUGUCCCAGAAAUGUCGCUUGAUCACUGGGCCAGCCAAUUCGUGGCUAAGGGAUAUAAAAUUGCACGCGUUGACCAAGCCGAGUCUGCUCUUGGAAAAGAAAUGAGAGAGAGAGACAUAAAGAAACCAGCAGGGAAGGCUAAAGAAGACAAAGUGAUUCGAAGAGAAUUGGCGUGUGUUCUCACUGCGGGAACCUUGGUGGACGGUGGCAUGCUCCAAGAUGACAUGUCUACUUUCUGCGUGUCUAUCAAGGAAUCCACCGUCGACGAUGUUCCCGCUUUUGGAAUAUCUUUCGUUGAUACGGCUACGGGGCAAUUCUUUUUGACCGAAUUCAUUGACGACAUCGAAAUGACAAAGUUCGAGACCUUCGUUGCACAGAUUAGGCCACAGGAGAUUAUACUGGAGAAGUCAUCGGUUUCAGUGAAGGUUUUGAGAAUACUGAAGAACAAUACCGGUCCCACCACGAUCUGGAACUAUCUAAAACCUAUCACAGAAUUCUGGACAGGAGAGACCGCUUAUCGCGAGAUCAACGCAGCUCGUUACUUUGUCUCCGAAGAUCGUGACGAUGAAGAAGUGUGGCCCCAAGCUCUAAAAGAGGCGAAGGGCAAAGAGCUUCUAAUGUCAGCUUAUGGUGCACUGAUACAGUAUCUCAGAACACUGAAAAUUGAACGAGAACUGGUUACUUUGGGCAAUAUUAGCUGGUACGAUCCUAUUCGAAAGGCCACCAGUCUUGUCCUUGAUGGGCAAACUUUGAUAAAUCUCGAAAUCUUCGCGAACUCCUUCGAUGGCGGACAAGAAGGCACACUUUUCACCAUGCUUAAUCGCUGCAUUACACCUUUUGGAAAGCGAAUGUUCCGCCAGUGGGUCUGCCACCCGCUAGCGGAUGCCAAGAGGAUUAACGCUCGUCUUGAUGCUGUCGACGCUCUGAAUGCCGACACCACUAUCCGUGAUCGUUUUACGUCACAGCUUACAAAGCUCCCGGACCUUGAAAGGCUGAUAUCCAGGAUUCAUGCCGGAAGAUGCAAGGCACAAGACUUCGUAAGAACACUUGAAGGAUUCGAACAGAUUGAAUACACUUGCAGUUUGUUUGAUACGGUGGGGACUGGGGAGGGUGUGAUUGGGCAGCUCCUUGCCGCCAUGCCAGAUCUUGCUGGCGCUUUGAACCAUUGGAAAACUGCCUUUAAUCGGAUCAAAGCCAAGGAAGAGGGUCUUUUUGUGCCCGAAAGAGGGGUAGAGGAGGACUUUGAUACAAGUCACGACCGGAUUGAACAGAUCCAAGGCAUGCUGGAGAGCUUGCUCAAACAGGCACGCCGAGACUUCAAAUCAAAUGCAAUCGUCUUCCGAGACAUUGGUAAAGAAAUAUACCAGCUGGAGGUUCCGGCAAGCAUCAAAGGCAUUCCUAGGAACUGGGAUCAGAUGUCUGCCACGUCCAAGGUCAAGCGCUAUUACAGCGCAGAACUUCGCAGCCUUGUUCGUCAGCUUCAAGAGGCGCAAGAAACUCAUUCUCAAAUCGGAAAGGAGGUAGCUGGACGCUUCUUUGAACGAUUCGAUGAAGAUUACGCUGUUUGGCUGGGGGCGGUAAAGAUCAUUGCUCAGCUGGACUGUUUAAUCAGUCUGGCGAAAGCGUCCUAUGCACUUGGUGAGCCCUCUUGUCGGCCGGAAUUCGUCGACGAGGACAGAAGUGUCCUUGAGUUCACGGAAUUAAGACAUCCCUGCAUGUUGCCCAAUGUGACCGACUUUAUUCCCAAUGACGUUCGACUGGGUGGAGAGACAGCUAAUAUAAACCUCCUUACUGGUGCGAAUGCCGCCGGAAAGUCGACAAUUUUGAGAAUGACCUGCAUCGCCGUGAUUAUGGCGCAGAUCGGCUGUUAUGUCCCUUGCAUUUCAGCUCGAUUGACUCCCGUAGAUCGGAUCAUGUCUCGGCUUGGAGCCAAUGACAACAUUUUCGCAGCGCAAAGCACUUUCUUCGUCGAGCUAUCUGAGACGAAGAAGAUUCUAUCUGAAGCCACUCCAAGAUCCCUGGUCAUCUUGGACGAGCUUGGAAGAGGUACAAGCUCUUAUGAUGGCGUUGCUGUGGCUCAGGCAGUGCUGCAUCAUAUUGCUACCCAUAUUGGAUGUACUGGCUUCUUCGCGACUCAUUACCAUUCGCUUGCCACUGAGUUUGCUGGUCACCCAGAAAUUGCGCCGAAGAGAAUGCAGAUCCACGUUGACGACGAAAACAGACGGGUCACGUUCCUUUAUAAAUUGGAAGACGGUGUGGCUGAGGGCUCGUUUGGUAUGCAUUGUGCUGCAAUGUGUGGCAUUUCAAAUAGAGUCAUUGAUACCGCAGAGAAGGCAGCCAAAGAAUGGGAGCACACUAGUAGACUCAAGGAGAGCUUGGAAAAGGCUCGCAGCGGCUGCUAUGUCCCUCUUGGUGUCCAAAGUGACAUUGCUUGGAUGCUCCGAGAGAAGAGCGAAGAAGUGGAUGAAAGAUCAUUGGAUGUUCUCUUGAAAGCUAUUGCGACGCUCUAGACUUUGCUUUUCUUUUGCCCGGAUAUCCUUGCUUGCAUCUGGACUAGACACUUUGCAUUUCAUACGAUAGCUUUGGGGCCUAUGUGUUGGCUUAUGGAAUUGGGCGUUUUAAAAUGAGCUUUGAUUUCACUUAAGUUUCCUUUCAGGAUUUUCAUUUGCUUAUUUGGCUGUUCAAUCGGGGCAUCAUACGAAAGCUUUAAAGCAUUAUUUUUAAUAGAUUCGCGUAUUGAAACUUAAUAGUAUUCGCUUUUCCCCGAAAACACUGGCUACAAUCCUGUUGUACCGCCGCGAUACCUGC